Messenger RNA from Cherax quadricarinatus, 447 nucleotides. The record is from RefSeq and is a predicted model, not a curated record. NCBI's taxonomy places the organism in Eukaryota, Metazoa, Arthropoda, Malacostraca, Decapoda, Parastacidae.
UCCAUGAGUGGGUUACGGAUCCAAAUGGCCCCUUCCAUCCAUCACCAGGCUGCAGCAAUGUUGAGUAUUCUGGUGAGGUACCAAUGGCACGCCUUCACCAUUGUCACCUCACACAUUGCUGGUCAUACUGACUUUGUGCAGACAGUCAGAGAUCAGGUGCACCAGUAUGGCGACAAACAGGACCUCUCCAAGCCUACUAUCAAGUUCACCAUCAUAGACACAGUCCUGAUCAACGAGGCAGAGGAGGACCUAGCUGUGGUAGCGGACAGUGAGGCUCGCAUUAUGCUGCUCUACUCUACCAAGGAGGAGGCUCGCUACAUCAUGCGCUCUGCGGAGGGUCUAGGACUGACUGGCAAGAACUAUGUCUGGAUCGUCACUCAGUCGGUGGUGGGACCCACCGAUACUGGUCCCAAUGAGUUCCCGGUCGGCAUGUUGGGUAAGUUGUGA